This is a messenger RNA of Haliotis rufescens (red abalone), 744 nucleotides long. RefSeq names its product actinia tenebrosa protease inhibitors-like. The record is from RefSeq and is a predicted model, not a curated record. The transcript has 4 exons. The coding region runs from base 162 to 728 and encodes 188 amino acids. Gene Ontology annotation, molecular function: serine-type endopeptidase inhibitor activity. NCBI's taxonomy places the organism in Eukaryota, Metazoa, Mollusca, Gastropoda, Lepetellida, Haliotidae.
UGACGUUUAAACACAGAUACGUGUUAAGACAGUCACAUUUAUCAAAAUCAAACAAGAGGCGUGGCUUUUAAAAAACAAGCUGAACACGAUGAAAUACUGAUAGGAUUUUCCCUCACACACGGAGCCUUCUGCUAUACAUCUGAGACGUAUCUACAUCGACUAUGGUGAAGGUUGUCGUCACUUUAGCUUUUGUUUUCCUCCAUACAGGACACAGUCUUCAUCCCUAUCCGGGUGAAGUCUGCAACCAAAGGCCAACACAUGGACCAUGCAAUGCACAAUACAGUCGGUUCUACUUCAACCCCGACACACAAACGUGUGAGACGUUUACCUACGGUGGCUGUGGUGGCAACGCUAACAACUUUCAGAGAAUCACCGACUGUGAGAAAAUCUGUUUCCCCACUUGUGCUGAGAUGUCUGAUAGAGGGCCGUGCAGGGGGCUUAUCAAUCGGUACUUCUUUAAUCCUCAAAGCCAAACGUGUGAGGUUUUUAUCUACGGCGGCUGUGGCGGCAAUUGCAACAACUUCAUUAACAUUACCCAGUGUGAGGAAACCUGUAACGACGUCUGUAACCUGAGACCAGAAACUGGACCAUGCAGGGCGCGUGUCCGUCGGUUCGCCUUUGACCCUGCCACACAAAGUUGCAGGAAAUUUAUCUAUGGCGGCUGUGGUGGCAACCCCAACAACUUCAAGACCAUCAAUGCCUGUCGGAGAAAAUGCAUUCCUGAAUAAAAAUCUCGAUGUCCUU